GGAGUCAGCAAUGCCUGGCCAGGCCGCCUCACAGUGUCGGCAUGCCGAAAUCAGCAAAUGUCUGAAGGACUUGGAAGAUGAUGACUUGAUAGCAAAGGAAUGUAUUAAAAAGAAGCUUGGUUCACUGCAAGAUUUCCUGGAAGGAGAUGUCCAAGACAGAUUGAGUGAUCUGGAGAACAAGCUGAGCAGAAAAGAGCUGUCUGAGGGUGGUUAUCUGAAAAAGGUUAAGGCCCUUCUUCACAAGGAACUUAACAUGGAAAAUGGAGAUGCACCUGCAAAUGGGGAGGCAAAUGGUUGUUCCCCGAAUGGUACAUGUGUUAGUGACGAAGAUGAUGUGGAGAUGGCAGAUUCUACAGCAGCGGACGGCAAAGGGCAAAAAUCUAGGAAAGGCAAAACAAAUGGAGAGUGCAAAAGUAAGUCCUUGGGCCGUUCACGCUCUUCUAGGAGUACUGGCAAACAACCCACCAUUCUUUCCAUGUUUGCUAAAGGACCAAGCAAGAGGAAAUCAGAUGAUGUUAAUGGUGAAGCAGAACCUGAACCUUCAGCUGACGAGGAGCAACCAGAAAUUGAAGAACAGGACGAGAAAAGGAUUAAAGUUGAAUCAAAUGAGAGUGACAGGGCUGCAGUUGUGGAAACGCCAAAAUCAAAACCAGUGCAACAGCCUAAGACUCCUCCACCAAAGUGCAUGGACUGCAGGCAGUACCUAGAUGAUCCAGAUCUCAAAUUCUUCCAAGGAGAUCCAGUUGAUGCUGUAGAUGAGCCUGAAAUGCUGACAGAUGAACGCUUAUCUCUCUUUGAUGCCAAUGAAGAUGGUUUUGAGAGUUAUGAUGACCUCCCACAGCACAGAGUCACACACUUUAGUAUUUAUGAUAAAAGGGGGCACUUGUGCCCUUUUGACUCUGGUCUUAUUGAGAAGAACAUUGAGCUGUAUUUUAGUGGUGUUGUAAAGCCAAUUUAUGAUGACAACCCUUCUCUGGAUGGUGGAGUACGGGCAAAGAAACUAGGUCCUAUUAAUGCUUGGUGGAUCACAGGCUUUGAUGGAGGUGAAAGGGCCUUGAUUGGAUUCACAACUGGUUUUGCAGACUACAUACUAAUGGAUCCAAGUGAGGAAUAUGAGACUAUAUUUGCUCUAAUGCAGGAGAAGAUCUACAUGAGCAAGAUAGUGGUGGAGUUCCUGCAGAAUAAUCCUGAUGUGACUUAUGAAGACUUGCUCAACAAAAUCGAAACAACUGUGCCACCUUCUGGGUUGAACUUUAACCGCUUUACAGAAGAUUCUCUGCUGAGACAUGCUCAAUUUGUGGUAGAUCAAGUGGAGAGCUAUGAUGAAGCUGGAGACAGUGAUGAGCAACCAGUUAUAGUAACACCUUGCAUGAGAGACUUAAUCAAGUUGGCUGGUGUCACCCUUGGGAAAAGGCGUGCUGCAAGAAGACAAACUAUUAGACAUCCCACAAAGAUUGCAAAAGACAAAGGCCCUACAAAAGCCACUACAACGAAGUUGGUGUAUCAGAUUUUUGACACUUUCUUCUCUGAACAAAUUGAAAAGGAUGAAGAUAAAGAAAACACAAAGCGUAGGCGUUGUGGUGUUUGUGAGGUAUGUCAGCAACCUGAAUGUGGAACAUGUAGAGCUUGUAAGGACAUGGUGAAGUUUGGUGGAAAUGGGCGUAGUAAGCAAGCCUGUCUACAAAGGAGGUGUCCAAAUCUUGCUGUGAAGGAAGCUGAUGAAGAUGAAGAGGUAGAUGACAAUAUUCCAGUAAUGCCAUCUCCUAAGAAAAUCCUCCAGGGUAAAAAAAAGAAGCAAGAGAAAAAAAACAGGAUAUCCUGGAUUGGUGACCCUGUCAAGGUUGAUGGAAAGAAAGAAUAUUACCAGAAAGUGUCAAUGGACUCUGAAGUUCUGGAAGUUGGUGAUUGUGUGUCUGUGAGCUCUGAUAAUCCGACAGAACCACUCUACUUGGCUAGGAUCACAUCCUUGUGGGAAGAUGCUGGAGGGCUCAUGUUUCACGCACAUUGGUUCUGUCUUGGAACAGACACCGCCCUUGGGGCAACAUCAGAUCCUUUAGAACUUUUCUUGGUUGAUGAGUGCGAGGACAUGCAGUUGUCCUACAUUCAUGGCAAAGUCAAUGUGAUCUACAAGGCACCAUCUGAUGAUUGGUUUAUGGAGGGAGGAGUGGAUACUGACAUAAAGGUAGUGGAUGAAGAUGGCAAAACAUAUUUUUACCAGCUGUGGUAUGACCCUGAAUAUGCUCGUUUUGAGACUCCACCAAAGAUACAGCCGACUGAAGACAAUAAAUAUAAGUUCUGUACCAGCUGUGCCAGACUGGAUGAAAUAAGGCAAAGGGAGAUACCACGUGUGUCUGAUCCUGUGGAAGACCUUCAGGAUAAAGUACUCUACAGCACGGCAUCAAAAAAUGGUGUUCAGUACAAAGUUGGGAAUGGUGUGUUACUGCUGCCUGAUGCCUUUUCUUUCAGUGUUAAGCUAGCUUCUCCUUUUAAGAGGCCUAAUAAAAAAGAGGAUGUGGAUGAAGAUCUCUACCCAGAAAACUAUCGCAAAUCCUCAGACUAUAUUAAGGGUAGCAAUCUUGAUGCCCCAGAGCCUUACAGAAUGGGCAGAAUCAAGGAGAUAUUCUGCCACAAGCGCAGCACUGGAAAACCCAAUGAAGCUGACAUAAAACUGAGGAUUUACAAGCUCUACAGGCCUGAGAAUACACAUAAGGCUUCCAAGGCUAGUUACCAUGCAGACAUUAACUUGGUCUACUGGAGUGAUGAGGAAACUGUAGUUUCCUUAAAGGAUGUUCAAGGGCGCUGUACUGUAGAAUAUGGUGAAGAUCUAACUGAGUCGAUCCAAGAAUAUUCAGCAGGAGGUGCAGACAGAUUCUACUUUCUGGAGGCCUAUAAUGCAAAGACUAAGAGUUUUGAGGAUCCUCCUAACCAUGCACGCAGUGCUGUAAACAAAGGGAAAGGAAAAGGCAAGGGGAAAGGCAAGGGGAAAGUGCAGUCUGUGAAGUCUGAAAGUGAACAGCAAGCUGCAGAAGACAAAAUGCCAAAAUUGCGUACACUGGAUGUGUUCUCUGGCUGUGGAGGUUUGUCUGAAGGCUUCCAUCAAGCAGGUGUGGCGGAGUCAAAGUGGGCCAUUGAAAUGUGGGACCCUGCGGCCCAGGCCUUUAGGCUAAACAAUCCGGGUGCCACAGUGUUUACAGAGGACUGUAAUGUCUUACUGAAGCUUGUCAUGGCUGGGGAGAAAACAAAUUCUUUAGGACAGCGGCUACCACAGAAAGGAGAUGUAGAAAUGUUAUGCGGUGGUCCACCAUGCCAAGGGUUUAGUGGAAUGAACAGAUUCAACUCCAGGACCUACUCUAAAUUCAAGAAUUCAUUGGUAGUCUCUUAUCUCAGCUAUUGUGACUACUACCGACCAAAAUUCUUCCUAUUGGAAAAUGUAAGAAAUUUUGUCUCCUUCAAAAGUUCCAUGGUUCUCAAGCUAACACUCCGCUGUCUUGUACGAAUGGGAUACCAAUGUACAUUUGGGGUACUUCAGGCUGGACAGUAUGGUGUGGCACAAACUCGUAGAAGAGCAAUUGUACUUGCUGCUGCACCAGGAGAGAAACUGCCAAUGUUCCCUGAACCUCUGCAUGUAUUUGCUCCACGUGCCUGCCAGCUAAGUGUUGUCAUUGAUGAAAAGAGAUAUGUCAGUAAUAUCACAAGAACAAACUCCAGCCUCUUCCGAACCAUUACAGUCCGGGAUGCCAUGUCAGACCUUCCAGAGAUCCGUAAUGGUGCAUCUGCCCUGGAAAUAUCCUACAAUGGGGAACCACAGUCUUGGUUUCAGCGGCAGAUUCGGGGCUCCCAGUACCAACCAAUUCUCAGAGAUCAUAUCUGCAAGGACAUGAGCGCCCUAGUUGCUGCUAGAAUGAGGCACGUCCCCCUUGCCCCUGGCUCAGACUGGAGAGAUCUUCCAAACAUAGAAGUACGCCUUACUGAUGGCACCACUACACGAAAACUGCGCUACCAUCACAAGGAUAAGAAUGGGCGCAGCAGUAGUGGGGCACUAAGGGGUGUUUGUUCCUGUGCUGAAGGUAAACCAUGUGACCCUGCUGAUCGACAGUUUAGCACACUCAUUCCUUGGUGUCUGCCACAUACUGGGAAUAGGCAUAACCACUGGGCUGGAUUAUAUGGCAGAUUGGAGUGGGAUGGCUUCUUUAGUACCACAGUCACAAAUCCUGAACCAAUGGGCAAACAGGGCCGUGUUCUUCACCCAGAGCAGCAUCGUGUGGUAAGCGUCAGGGAAUGUGCACGAUCUCAAGGUUUUCCUGACACUUACAGACUAUUUGGUAACAUCUUGGACAAACACAGGCAGGUUGGAAAUGCAGUGCCACCUCCUUUAGCAAAAGCAAUUGGCUUGGAGAUAAAAGCAUGCCUUACAACAAGACUGAAGGAAGAAGGAACAGACAUUGCGAAGCAUGAAAAGAUGGAAAUGAAUUAAUGCACUUGCCCAGGAGUACUACCUCCAAGAUCUUGCUCCAUCCGUAUAUGUAUUUUAUUUCAUUUUAACUACAAAUAUCAAAUCAUCAGCAUCUGAUUGAUUUGACAUUCCAGUUAUCAAUUUUACCUUCUGAAAAUACUUUGAACUGAAAACAUCACAUCUCUUUUAAAUGACUGAUUUUACUAUACAUUGUGCUGCAGUUUUCCCGAUUUGUACUUGUUGCAGUUACGUAGUUUUUAUAUGUUGUAAUAUUUCAAAUAAAUAGUACCUCUUA
Pelobates fuscus (common spadefoot toad) is the source of this 4748-nucleotide messenger RNA. It is a transcript of the gene DNMT1, whose product is annotated as DNA methyltransferase 1. The record is from RefSeq and is a predicted model, not a curated record. Gene Ontology annotation, biological process: negative regulation of gene expression via chromosomal CpG island methylation. Gene Ontology annotation, cellular component: nucleus. Gene Ontology annotation, molecular function: zinc ion binding; DNA binding; chromatin binding. Bases 11 to 4474 code for a protein of 1487 amino acids. The transcript is spliced from 34 exons. NCBI's taxonomy places the organism in Eukaryota, Metazoa, Chordata, Amphibia, Anura, Pelobatidae.